AUGGCUGUACCCAACUGGUCUCCAAAGCCACCCAAUUGGUCUAAUGAUUCGUUCAAUUUGUUGAUCAAGAGUAAAAUUGAAAAUGUACCUCCACAAACUCUAGAAGAAAUUAUAACCAACAGCGCUGAGUUCCAAAUAGAUUUUCCAGUUGAUACAGGCAGGUGCAUGGUCUUGAGGAAUAACGUACAACGAAAUAUUCUGGAGAGAAACAUAAACUCUGUGUAUCCGCUCAUCCAUGAAAAUGCUUUGGAGCUAUGCUGCAAGUUUUUGGUAUUCAAGACAAAACACGGCACUAGCAAGGAAAAGAACUUAUACAAAGACAUGACCCUCUUGGAUUUUAUAGAAAGGCUUCUGAGAAAACGUGCAGUUAUGUUCGUCGGCAUUGAUGACCUAUUCUUACUGUUGAACAGAGAAAGGGGAAUAAAAAAUUGGGAAACAAUUGGGACAGAAGAAGAAGCGCCUCCAUUGGUUAUUGAACAUUGUCUUUCUUAUGAUGAAAUAAAAUUAUCGGUUUUUCUAUCAGUAAGUUCGUAUACAUAUUUCGUGAAUAUUGGCGAUAGAAAUAAUAUGGCAAAAUUUGCGACAAACAGAGAAAAUAUUAUGGACGAAGGAAUAAUUAUUGGAAUGAUUGGUCCAAGAUUAAAGAAGUCUGGUGUUAUGGAAUAUCAGGAGAUAGUUAUAAGUCCCAAUCAAAAUACAGAACAAAAUGGAUAUGGAAGAACAGUCCAGCAAAGUACUCACAAGCUCUUUGCAGAAUUUUAUGAAGAACACUGUCUAAAUUAUCAAGAAACAUUGGAUUUUAGAAAUACAUUACCUUCGAAUGAUGAACGCUACACAGAGCUGAAAGGCGAUUUGAUUUUUGAUAAUCACUAUUACUACAAGAGAUUAACUAUAUCCAUCGAUACUCUACUGAUAGAAGCGAACCAUAGAGCCAAGAGUGCUGGUAAAACUGCAUACGUUCAUGUGGUUGGAUUAGGGCUUGGUGUUUGGAAAAUUUCUCGUCACCAAGAAAAAAUUUACAUGGAUACGUUUGCAGAAAGAAUUCAAAACUUGGGUAAACAUCUACAUGCAAUAAGUGACAUAUGCUUUUCCUAUAUAAAUCCUAUAUAAAUAAAUUGCGGGAAUUAUAAACAUGAAGACAUUUUUAUGCUGGAAGGUCAUCCGCUCACAGGAAUCAGGAUACAUUUUCUUGAAAGAAAUCCACAUGAACAACUGUCAGAAGACAAAUUACUUGUUGUGUCCUAUGCCUGGGAUGGAAAUGCUUUACCAGGAAAUGAAUACUGGUUAGGAAACCUAGGAAGCAGUGGUGAUUCAGCAGCAGCUUCUUCCACUCAGAUCACUGAGAUUCACAAUCCUCACAUCAAUCCACUAGUUUCUGCAGGUAGACUGCAGGUUAUUAGUGGUGGAGAAAUUAUUAGUUUUGAAGAUUAUCAAAAAUUUGUUAUACAUACUAAAUCACAAAUUAAACAUUGA
This is a messenger RNA of Phaedon cochleariae (mustard beetle), 1473 nucleotides long. The record is from the annotation of a GenBank genome assembly. Lineage: Eukaryota; Metazoa; Arthropoda; Insecta; Coleoptera; Chrysomelidae.